Messenger RNA from Protomyces lactucae-debilis, 1380 nucleotides. RefSeq lists its product as uncharacterized. Bases 490 to 1170 code for a protein of 226 amino acids. Lineage: Eukaryota; Fungi; Ascomycota; Taphrinomycetes; Taphrinales; Protomycetaceae. The record is from RefSeq and is a predicted model, not a curated record. The transcript has a single exon.
UACACCACACCUUGCCACAGUGCUCAUGGUGACAAAGCAGACGGGUGCAGACAAGGCGAGGCUCAUGCAGAUGUAUGGACUGUUCGUCCCACACAAGCAGCCUUGACCGGCACGCGAUGGUCGAUAUCACAGAGAGUGGCCUGCUUACUGCAUGCUCCAUGUUGAUGAAGGGUAUUUCCCCUGAUACUCGGCUCCUCAGUUCUGUCUACACCGGAUCUGUUGCCAGCGCAUAUGAUGCACGGCCUAUUCAAUCGAUGCACACGAGCAGCCUUGACCGACAGGUGCUUGUACAGCAGCAACAGCUCUCGCAGCCUGGACCCAUAGGUGAUCAAAGGGCAGCUUCAGCCCUCGCGGCCUGCAAGUAUCGUUACUGUGCAAACACAACAUCCGCUGCACCCACCAAAUACUCCAACACCGACAUUUGGAUUCUGCACAGAUCUGCACAAGCAAUGACGAGCAGCAUUUUCCGGUAUUGACAAUUUGACAGUCAUGCCGCAAUCAACUUGCACAGCUUACCGAAUGACCCGCGAGAGGAGGCCAGGGUGGUUUGUGGUGCACUGCACCUUGUCCACAGGGCUGUAUUGUCAGUUUAUGAUGGACCAUGCGCAUCACGUCGGCGCAUCACGUUGGGUCAAUCGUCAGAGAAUGGGGUGCUUGCCUCUGGAUUUUGUCGCCAGAUUGAUAUAUGCUGAGCCGUACUCAGUGGCUGAACUUGUGAUGGCUGUGUCCCAAAUGGCGCAUUCGGCCAGUGACUGGACAGAGUCAUCGCAAGAGACACGGCCGAUGUUACAUGGUUGUUAUGAAGACUGUGUCUCCCAACUCGGAGCUGGUGUACAAAAGGGAUCAGCUGUGCGAGUGAGAAGCGGCAUGGCUGUAAAUGUUGGCUGCGAUGAUUGUACUUCUUCAUCGACUCGCGACAAUAGCCCAUCACUUGCAUCGAAAAAGCCAACAAUGCACCUGUUUCGCGGCGUGGCAGGGCAACACUGCUGCUCGCCUGUGAAUGGCUCUUUAUCAUUGAAGAACUCAAGCGCCGGUGUCGGAGGUAUUGGUGUUGGCAGCGGGUGUUGUGUUUGCGCUGUUGCGAUAAUUGCAGGUUGCGAGAGGGCUGAAGCUGCUCUAUCAUCAGUGACACUGUGCCUUGGAUAUAUUGUUACAUCUCAUAUGGCAUGAUCGUCAGAUAUGAAUUAUACUUUGUGAAGACAACAUGAGCCUUCUUGAGGCCACCCAGGCCAAGCGCUUAGAAAGCCUUCUUUUUGGCAUCCUCUCUGACCUUAUUCUUGAAUGGGAAGCUGCUCGCUUUUCCUCCGUCCGCAGUGAAUGCUCUGUGUUUGAUCUUUCCGUCCUUGUCGAGGGCAAAGAGUAAGAUCCAACCUCCCAUGG